GCAUAGACUGACCGGAUCAAGUUGGAAGCAGCCGUUUUCCGGCAAGAAGACAGCCGUUAAGUCAUUGCUGAGAGCUAAAACGAAUGUCAGUCCUCUUCCCCAACAUUUUCCAGUCUCCACCACCAGCUCUGCUGCCUCCAAGGCCACUUUCCAUCUGCUGCUCAGCAUCAGCAUCCAUGGACCCUCACCCAACAAAGUUCAUGGAAUUUCCCUACGUCUACCCCCACAAGAACCUCAUGGUUCAUCUUGUAUCCACCGUUGAGACUCGCCUCGCCUCCCAUCUCCUCCCUUCAACUCUCCCACCUGAUGUACAGUACUAUCAGAACGACGCCGCCACUAACCAUGCGGCUCUUCACAUCAGAUCCGGCCGCCCCUCCUCACCUAUUGAUUUCAUACUAGGAAGUUGGUUGCACUGUCAGCUACCAACAGGCGGAGCAUUGAACAUUACAAGUUUUUCAUCCUAUCUCAACCCAUCCACAGAUGCACCGAAUUUCCUACUCGAGUUGAUCCAGAGCAGCCCGACUUCACUAAUACUCAUCCUUGACUUGCCUCCUCGGAAAGACCUCGUUCUCCAUCCAGACUACCUCAAAACAUUUUAUGAGGACACAAAGCUGGACACUUCAAGGCAAGAGCUUGAGAAACUAGCUGAGGCCAAACCUUACUUCUCUUCAUCGCUUUACAUCCGCAGUGUUGUGUCUCCUACCGCAAUUUUAGUUCGUAUUGAUGCAGUAGAGGGAGGGCUGAGCUCAGAAGAAAUCAUAGAGAACCAUGUUGGUCCGGUUGCAAAGGAAGUGUUAGGCAUCUGGUUGGAACAUUGCGCUUUUGGGAAUAGAGAAGUAAGGGAGAAUGAGAGAUGUGAACUAAAGAAGAGGGAUGAUUUGGUAAAAAGAAAGACUAUCGAGAUUGAUUUGGGAUUGAACUUUCCCUGAUUGUUUGGACCCAAUGCUGCAGAUCGAGUAUUGGGAGCCAUUCGUGAAGCUUAUAUGGUAUGAACAUAUGGUGUACAUGUAUGUGUUAAUUGAUCACUGUAAAAUAGUUACACUACUGAUACCAGUCAAUAAUGAUCAAAUGAUUCAAUUGGAGUUGGGAAAGGAAAAAUA
Messenger RNA from Argentina anserina (silverweed cinquefoil), 1100 nucleotides. RefSeq names its product red chlorophyll catabolite reductase, chloroplastic-like. Gene Ontology annotation, molecular function: red chlorophyll catabolite reductase activity. NCBI's taxonomy places the organism in Eukaryota, Viridiplantae, Streptophyta, Magnoliopsida, Rosales, Rosaceae. The record is from RefSeq and is a predicted model, not a curated record. Gene Ontology annotation, biological process: chlorophyll catabolic process. Gene Ontology annotation, cellular component: chloroplast.